Molecule: messenger RNA, 5366 nt
Organism: Oncorhynchus gorbuscha (pink salmon)
Lineage: Eukaryota; Metazoa; Chordata; Actinopteri; Salmoniformes; Salmonidae
Product: coiled-coil domain-containing protein 50-like
Exons: 14
Coding region: 494-3121 (875 amino acids)
Source: RefSeq, a predicted model, not a curated record
CAAACAACUUCACAGUGAGUGAGCUAAGCUUUUCCUGGGCCUUGAUAAUGACUCUCAGUUCCAUUGCACAUAAGAGUCAUUGGAUGAAGGCGUCUUCUCUGUAUAGGGUAGUUUUGCAAAUAGCCAUAUUGCGCUUGGUCUGAACAUUAAACCGCGUCACUUGCGGUAUGGUUUUGGAAGCAUAAUGACCUCGGAGAUUUACAUUUUUUUUAGCACACCUCUAUGGGGCUAGUGCUCCCACACGGCCAUAUAACCAUGUUACAGCGCGUGUUUACGGAAAACAGACGGAAGACAGUCGACUACCUGCGCUAAUUAGCUAUCUGAAUCUCACCUGUGUGUAAAUAGAAGAUGGACGCCACAAACGCGUGUCACUGAAAAAUACUGUCAGCUGUAACUGUGUCUAAAAAAAAACGGUUAAAACAGUGUACAGGUCUGUCUGUACUCUGAUCCGCCCUGAGGGCAAUGAGGCCGUGACUGCCCUUCUCUAGCAGCCAUGACAGAGCUGGAGAUUGAUCACUCCCACCUGCCACGGGUCCAGGAAGUGUGCCAUGUUUUUGCUGUCCUGGAGGAUGGAGCAUUGGCACAAAACCUACAGGAACAGGAAAUUGAGCAGUACUACACCACCAACAUCCAGAAGAACCAGCUGGUGCAGAAUGACAUCCGCAUCGCCAAGAGGCUGCAGGAUGAGGAGGAGGUACAGAGAGCUCAGCACAGAGCCCUGAGCCAGGCGUCUAGACAACUUGAGGAACAGGAUUCGAAGUAUGCCUGGAUGAUCCAGGAGGAGAUCCAGAGAUGUGCUGAUGAGGCUCACAGGAGGGAGCAGGAGGAUGAGGAAAUGGCUAAACACAUCCAGGAAGAGGAGGAGCUGAGCGUCAAACAGAGGAGCAGUGGGCAGGAAAGCCUCAGUGAUGACGGUACCAAGGUCCGGGGCUCACCCUCGUCAUGCCCACGCCUGCCUGCUCUCAGCACCAGCCCUAGCCAGGGAGAAGGGCUGCACCGUCAGCCUGCUACCAGCAGGUGGCAAUGUUCAAUCUCUAACACACAGCCACAGUCACACUCUACUGCUGAGCCUCUGUAUGAGACCCACAGGUCAGCAGGACAGAAUAACAGAACACAAUCAUCACAUAAUGGACACUCUAAUCUGCCUAGACUCAUCAGAAACUACCUCCAAUGCCCUCCACCAGACUAUUUGAGUGAUGAAGGCUCAGAGGACGUAGACACUGUUUUCCCUGAACACCUUCCUCCAUCCCGGCCCUGUAGACUGGAGAAAUGGCUCAAUACUGCCCCUAGUCGUUGCCAGGCUUCUGUGUACCAACUACCGGAGAGGAGUUACAGGAGUCUCGGCAGUCCCAUCAGCUCCAGAGAAGAGCGCAGCAGGAUGUGGGAGAGAGGAAGUGGAACAAGGGAGGAAAGGCAUAGGGGGAGUUGUCAGGACAGGGAUAGGAGGGUUAAGGAAAAGAGGGCUAGGAUUUGGGAUAAGAAUCCCAGGGCAAAGCAUGACCGGGGUUAUGACAGGGACCCCAAGUCAGAGGAGGGGAGAGGGUGGCGCUACAUCAGUAGUACAAAUGACUCUGCCAGAGGGCUGCAGGAUAGAGACCGAGACGGGGUUAGGAGGAGGUGGACCUACAGAGAAACCAGCGACAACAAACAAGUCCGCUUCCAGGACAAUGCCAGCAGGCAUUGUUAUAGUUACCAUGACGACGGCAGGCGAGCAGUGAAUGUAUGGGACCUGAUUGCCCAUGACUUAAGAGAGAGGGGUGUGGCCGUGAGGCAGAGCUUCCACGGGGGGUCAAGGUCACAGGGGGUCAGAGGUGAGGUCAGAGACUGCCAAGUGCAUGAUGGGGAAAAUGCCGUUGCCCACAGUGACUCUCAACAUCAACAGAGAGCUUUUCUACGAGCUGUCCCCACCAGGCGUAGUUACCAUGGAGAUGUCGGGGAAAGAAAGAGAGCCUCACAAAGCGAAGGCUACAGUAACCAAGGCCAUGGAGGAGAGGGAGAAAGAAUCCUUGAAAACCUGACCAUAGUGGAGGGUAGUGGGACUGAGGUCAAUGUUGAACACAGCAGAGGGAGAGGGGGGAGGAGGAGUAGUGGAGACCCUAGAAACAGGGUCAGCUCAGGUCGGGACCAGGAGAGGGAUGGCAGGGAUGAUAGGCACCAGCAUAGUGAGCGCAGGGUGAGGAGUGCAAGUGAUUGCCAGCAUGGGUAUAAGCAGGAGGAGCAGAACAGCUCAGAUGAGGAGGAAGAGAGGAGGGAGGAGAGACCCCUGCGGAGAGCCCACCAUUUCAACCAAAGCUUCUGCAGCAGAGGGGCCUCCAUCAGGGCCAGAUCUAGGCACACCUCCAAAGCAGGUUCUACAGGAGCCGCACUGCAGCCAGAGGAGGGGGUGUGUCUGGACUUGGGGGAACUGCACCAGGUGUUGCUGGAUGAGGAGCUGGCCAGGAGGCUGCAAAAGGAGGAGGAGAAACUGUUGACUAGGAGCCCUCCAGCCCGUUCUUCCCUCUCUCAACAUGACUCUUACCCAGAGGGAGACUUCAGAGUUGCACAAGUGGCUCAGGAUGAGGAAAUCGCCCGCUUCAUGCAGAAACAGGAAAUACAGUCGAAUCGCCAGUCACGUGACCUUAAUGGCCCGGGAUCACGACGUGAACAGCAUGACCUGGCUGACCCCCACAACAGGAGAACUGUCAGAGAGAGACCGAUUCAGCAGGAGAGACUGGACUCCGAGGGCCUUCCAUCUCCUACUGAGGAGUGUUCUCCUGACUAUCAGGCCCCUAGCCCCACCUCAACACUAUCACAACAGCCAAUCAGAAACAUUGCAGAGGAACUGGACCCAACUUUCAAGACCAAGAGACCAGGCAAGGAGAGCAUCAGAGCGGGACAGACCAUUUCUGGCCCAUCCUCUUGUCAGUCUCGUCCAAUCCCCCACUUACAUGACUUCAUGGAGGAGCCUACGUUCAUCCCGCCCACGAAGAGGCAAAGCGCCAAAUCAGGACGUGCCAUAUCCAAAGAGAAGAAGGAGAACUUGUUUGCAGGUACAGAUGUGUCUUACGUGCAGCGGGAAGAGGUUCCCGGCCCUUUCCACACUCCUGGACACAGAAGGAGCAGUGGCCAUCACCACAUCUGAGUCCUGCCUUACAGUCACACUCUGUGUCCUUGCUUCUUGUACAGGCCUUCUUAAGGGUCAGUGCCCCACCUACACACACACACACAAAAGCAUGCAAAAGUGGAGUAAAAUGAAUAAUUGUUAAGUCUAAUUUAUCAAACAAUAGACAUUUCAGUUCAGGGGUAAAUAAAUCAUGUUAAAAGGUCAAAUAUCCUGGUGACAUACCUACACACUGAGUACACCUGCGACAGGAGAAUGAUAUUGUGUCAGUUGUGUAGGUCUCAUUCCUACAGGGAACACACAGCUUUUUCGGGUCUGGACCACAGGGAGUCACCAGACGGUUCCCUACACAAAUACACACACAGACAACAUUGAACGUACUAUAUUGAAAUCAAAUCUGCAUCCAUAAUAACUCAGUCAGGUGAUUAACAUAAUUUGCUUCAUCUGUAGCAAUUGCAGUGGACAUGAAUAUAUAAGGUAAAUUCUUUUGAUAGGAAUCUAUUUCCCUUCCCACAUAGAGCUGAGUUUAGCAUUGAUCUGAUCCUGGGUGAUCAUUAUCCAUCCCCUUUAAUGUGGUCCUAUUAGAAACCACUGAAAAUCAACUGGGUCACUGUGGUAUAACCACUAAAGAGGAAAUAAUAUUUAAUUCACAACCUGGGAUACACUAGAUUAUUCAUCCCCAUGAAAGACAUGGGCUCUAUUCAAUCUGCCUCCCAGAAGUUAAUUUGUACAGCUUUGUUGACAUUUAAAGGCAAUGUUCCAGCUUUAGCAGAGACAUCAUUCACGGUUAACGCUGCAUAUGUCAUGUCAAUCAGAAAUUAACUUUACAUUUCUAUCGCGGAAUCUGUAACGCUUCAAUUUUACAGAUUGAAUAGACCCCAUAAUUUCACCAGAUAAACCCUCUAGAAUUGAAUUCUCAAAAUCCAAGCCAUAUUACAUUAAUUUACCGAGUACUGUUAAAGUUAAACCAUAUACAGUUGCCUAGUUUAGAAACUUACCUGGAUGGCAGCUUUCACAGCAGAUAUCCGGAGAACCAGCAGAGGUUCUCCAUUGCGCACAGCCUAUCGCUAUCUCACCAGUGCUACUCAGACAGCCCGGUAUGAGCAGAGAGAAACACAAUACCCUGAGUACCAGAUGCAUCGUCUUUCACAGUCCUCCAGACCAAAUAUAUAGCUACGGGACACAGCCGGGCUAUGGAUUCCAGAUGACAGCAGUGCAAGUGAAAAUAAUAAUAAUCGAAAUAGAAUUGACAUUAACAAUGGUAUUUAAUCUACUUGAAAGCACUUUCUUGUACCAGUAAACCCAGAUAAUACGAACUGUCCUUGCCUUAAUGUACCCUACCAUUGUCUUGAGGGCGUGGCUAAAUAUGUAUUGACGGUAGGUAUUAAAACCAAUGAUUUUUAUGUGUUGAACCCAGCGUGCCAAAAAAAAAAAAGCCUGCCUUCAUCGUGGCACUCCCCCCACGAUUGUAAAAAAAAAAGCUGGAGAAUGCAUUCGGAUUUAUUAAAUUGUGACACAUUUACUGUAUUACAGACACCUUAAUGCAUACUUUUAAAUUAUAUUAUGUGAGCUAAACAUACAAAUAUAUAUUUUUAAAUAUAUUAAAACAUUUUCGAUAAAGUAUACUUUUUUGAGAUUACUAAUGUUAUUGUCCCAUCUACAACAACAAAAUACUUAAUUAAGCAAUAAGGCCUGAGGGGUGUGAUAUAUAGCCAAUUUAUCACGGCUAAGGACUGUUCUUAUGCACAACGCAGAGUGCCUGGCUACAGCCCUUAGCCGUGGUGUAUUGGUCAUGUAACCCCCGAGCUGACUUAUUGCUAUUAUAAACUGGUUACCAACAUAAUUAGAGAAAUACAAAUACAUGUUUUGUCAUACCCGUGGUAUACGGUCUGAUAUACCACGACUGUCAGCCAAUUUCUACUGCCAAAUGAACACACUUCUAGUGGCAAAUGUGUGAAAUUACAGCCAUGGUAUAAAAGGGAUAAUCAACUCGGGGCUCUAUAAGUUCUCUGGAAAAUAAUGCAACUCCGCGGAAGGUCACUUUACUGGAUUAUCCCUUACUUAAAUUCAUUUGAAUCAUGAUGGUGCAAUCAUACUUAUCUAAUUGUUUUUCCAAGUUGUGUUUCCAACAUUAAAGAGGCAGUGCAGUCAAAAACGUGAUAUUCUUGUGUUUAAUAUACACUGCUCAAAAAAAUAAAGGGAACACUUAAACAACACAAUGUAACUCCAAGUCAAUCACACUUCUGUGAAAUCAAACUGUCCACUU